GGCCUUUAAAACGGCCCGCAGGACAUUUCCACAGAUUACAUUUCACUGGAGAAGUGGGGAACAGCCUUGCUGGGUCGUAGUGUUGCGGUUUGGCCGUUAGGUGGCGCGGGAGAGGCUUCGCGGUGCGACUGUUAUUGGCUGAACGGGAUCCCAGUGAGGAGGACUGGCACAGAGGGGGGAGAGCAGGGGAGCACAGCACAAGUCCUCGGGGCGGUUUGAGCUGAAACUAUUCCACCGCCAGACUUCCAGCGACAUUCCUCCGUGUGUACGGCCACACAGAGCGGAGCCAAGGCGGGUUUACGGUGCGUAAUUACGCACGAGCAUUCGACGGAUCCGCGGUGUCGCCGGCUGUGGACACCGGCGGACAAAGGGAAGAAGGCGAGUGGGCUGGAGUACAACAACUGACUCGAGAGGAGGAGUGCUGCUGGAGGGGGGGGACCAGGGGAUCUGGAGUCGGAAGUGAUUUCUCUUCUUUCUCCCCGAAAUAUAACUUGCGCUUCAGGAUUUCACAUGAGAACAUAAUCGAGUUUGGAGACGCAGAGGAAACACGGGACGGAGAUAGUUCGUGAGUGGAGUCUUUCCUUUGAACCAGCAUCCAGAGGAGCAUGGGAGGAGUUGUCUACGAGCUGUAAAAUGUACCCGCUACAACGAGAGAGGGAGCAGCCCAUCUUCAGCGCCAGAGCUCAUGUCUUCCAGAUUGACCCGGCCACCAAACGCAACUGGCUGCCGGCCAGCAAGCACGCCGUCACCGUGUCCUUCUUCUACGAUGCCAGCCGCAGCGUGUACCGCAUCAUCAGCGUGGGGGGGACCAAAGCUAUCAUCAACAGCACCAUCACCCCCAACAUGACCUUCACCAAAACCUCCCAGAAGUUCGGCCAGUGGGCGGACAGCCGGGCCAACACGGUGUACGGACUGGGCUUCUCUACCGAGCAGCAGCUGCAGCAGUUUGCAGAGCAGUUUAAAGAGGUGAAGGAGGCGGCCCGUCUGGCCAGAGAGAAAUCCCAGGAGAGGUUUGAACUGGCCAACCCGGCCCUCAGCAUCGCAGCUCCACAGCUCUCCCAGGAGUUGUCGGAGGAGCGACAUUCACCCCCGCUGCUGACCGUUAACGGGCCGGGCGAGGAGAAGCUGUUUCGCAGUAAGAGCGCCGAAGUGGAGCUGACGGCAGAGAAGGAGAGAGUCAAGAAGAUGCUGUCUGAAGGGUCCAUGUGUGAGAUAAACCUGGAGGCUGAGCUCUUCACCCUGCAGGACAGUAACGCCAAACUGGUGGAGGCGCUGGAGGAAGCCAACAGCAGCGUGGAUGAGUGGAAGAAACAGCUGGCUGAAUACCAGGAGGAGACGGAUCGCCUGCGAGACCAGGUGGAGGAUCUGGAGGCCCAGCUGGGGCAUCCUGCUGCCGCUCAGACUGGUAGAGAGGAGCUGAACCGCUCACUGGAGGAGCUGGAGGCCCUGCUGAGCGCCAGAGACCAGGAAAUUCACAAUCUACAGAGCAAGAAAACUGAUGUGAGCGAGCUGGAGAGGGAGAGAGAAGAUGCCACGCAGAGACUGCAGGAUCUGGAGAGACGAAACAUGGAGUUGGAGGACCGGGUUCAGAGCGCCGAGACCACGCUGGCCUCCAGCCGGGAGGAGCGGGAGCAGGCGGAGGUCGAGGUCCUACGCAUCAUCGAGGCUCUGGACGUCAAAAUCUGCGACCUGAAGGACCUGAGACAGAGCCUAGAGAAACUGGUUGACAAAUAGCCUCCGUUGGGCGGUUGGGCUGCAUCUCCACAGUCAGAGCUCGUCUCCUUCAUGUGGCCUUGAUUUGUGUUUCACUGAUUUAACAGCAGAGGAGGAAUCAAAGCAAUAUGAAUCAAAGGAGGGAGACACAAAGGCGUUUACCUCCAUGGAUCUGUUUUCUAGGAUCAGUGCAGGAAAACACACGAAUCAGAAACAACUCACAGGUGCAGAAUAAUCCAUCUGCACCGUGCAUCAUUGUCACUUUCACCUUGGGACUAUCAUAAGCAUAAUGAGGUUUGGUCUAAUUGGCCACUGCUACUUGUUGUUCCAUGUCAUAAUUCCCACCAGCUGCACGUCCUUCAGUCCCUCAAUCCUGAAGAGCAUGAAAUUAUUUUUUCAUCCUCCAUGACAACUCUCUCAAAAUAGGUGAGGUCCAGUAGUUCUGGAAGAACAGCGCCCUCCCUCCUCAUUUUGAUGUCAUAGCAGCCGGAUGUGUAAGGUUAAAAUCUGACCUGGUUGUUAACAGAGUAAAAGGUACAGAGCAGAAUCAUUGGUGAUUAUAGUGAUGCUUCAAAAUGCAUGAUGACUUCAAAGCAACACACAGUUCUGCACAAAGCACCUUUUAAAGGAGGAUUUGGUGUUUUGCAAAAGUAAUUUCCAAUAGGUGCCAGAGCAUUUUCCACUUGCUCUUUAGUUUUUUUUUGUUGUGUUUUCUAAUAUUAUUUAAUACAAAAUCUUUUAUGAUCUGCUUCUAAAUCUAUAAGCAUAUUAGUUUAUCAAAGGAAGAAGCGAGAGGAGGAGCAAGACUUGGGAACAAUCAAAAACUAACGGCCUGUCAAACCAACAGCAGGAGCUGCAUCAGGGAUGGAUGGUUGAAAAAUAAAGUUUAAUGGACAAUUACAUUUUAUACUUAUUCUAAACAUUAAUACUUAAUAAUGGUGGGCACAUAGAAACCUCAGCGACUGCACAUAAAGGCUUCUUUAGUGCAGUUUGGCAGAAGCCCAUUUUCACAUUAGACUAAUGAGGCUCACUCGUAAUAUAAAUCUAACGUUUCCCACGCUACUGGUGAAUCUUAAAAAGUGAGAGCUAGUGUGGCAAUUACAAAAUAAUCAACCUAUAUAAGAAAAACGUACAAUAACAAGCUUACAUUUAUUUGGGCUGUGGAGAUGCACCCAGCAGGAGUUUGGUUGUGGUCAGGACACAUGGAGGCAAAGACCCUGAACACUGUCAGUUCCGGUUCACCAUCAGCAGCCUGCACUGGACCACUGCUCCAACAUCAACACAAGAGAAACAAAAAACAUCCUGCUCCCGUUGUGUUCUGAGGAUCACCAGUGCAGAACCAUUGUUUUUGGCUCAUGUUUCAUAAGGACUGCCUCUCUCUCUCUCUCUCACCUCUCACUCCAUCAUUCAGGUCCAUCGAUGAGUUCCUCACAGUCGAGGUGGGACAUCAAGCAGCAGCUGGUAGAUUGCUCCUCUCCACCGGCCUCUGACAGGUUGAUCCUGAUGAGCUGAACCUGAUCUAGAAGAUGUCUGUGCCAACUUUAAUUUUGUCUACUUUGUUGUUUACAAGUUUUUUUUGUUGUUGUUUUGGUCUGUGUUCACACAAAUGAAUCUUGUUCUACUUUGUGUUCUUUCAGCUUCACGACACCACAGUUUACCAUUCUAGUAAUAAUAACCCUGAGGCUUAGUGAAGCGGCAGAGCGUAGAUCAUUAGAGAGCACUGCAUGAGCUCGGCAGAAGCCCCCGUACCUGCCGGGUAAAGUGACGCACGUUACUUAGCAGCGUGCCACCUCGAGUUAAAAAAAGCACAACUGCAGUAGUUUUAGCGACUGGGUACUUAAUUGACUUGUCCGUCAAGCUUUGUAUGUGAACUUCUGAUGCACACUAUCGAUCUUCGCUUCUCACCCUCUGCUGAUGAGUUAUGGAUUUCUUCACAUGACGGUAAUGUAGGUACAGUUGAGGUGCAGCUCCUCACAGCUGAUGAUGCAGUAGCUGCCACGAUGAGGACAAACAUCGUCCGAAUGCGAUCCAAGCGGGUCAGAAGACUAAAUCUGUCCAUAUAAUAAGUUUGCCGGACACCGUUGUAGCAUUAUUACACUGACCUGCCAUUAACACCUUGUAAGGCUUCUUCCAUUGUCGACUGAUGGUGUAUUUAUUAUUACUCCUUCGCAGUUUCUUUGAGAUUUUCUUAUGUGCAGUUCCCAAUGAUCACCUCAGCCAUUUCACCAAACCUAAUGCAGUAGUAAUGUUAAUGUUACUGCAUUGAUCACUUUAUGGUUUUAAGACUUCAUCACUUUGACAGUUGCUACACUAUCUGGCGUUUUGGGCCUCAGCUGCUACAUGCAAGUAUAUGACUGAAUCAGCAAUAAAGGUUUUUUUUUGCAUAGACGCCUGUUCAUUGUGGAUUCAAGUAACAUGUAGGUUAGGACAUCUGUUAAUUUGUUUUUCUCUCACGUCUUUAAAAAAUUAGAAUCGAUGGUUAUCAGCUUUUUAUCAACCACAGAGAAGAUUCAGGUGUAAGUGGCUCCUCAGCACCAGCUCACCGUUACUGUCAGAUACACUCAGCUUCACAGCAGCCGUAUUCCAGUGUUAAGUUCCCACACAGCCACACCAUCAGUACCUUAGCAGUUUCUGUUUAAAGAGAACGAGGAAACUAUCUCUGCCCCAUAUCUAGACUCGACUUCCCACUGACCUCCGAGAUGAGAUUCUUCCCUUCAAGAUCAAUGGAUGUAUGAGUUAAAAAAAGAGGAAAAAGCACAUUAGUGUUUAAAUUACACUAUAUUAACAGGUUUGUUCUACUUUAACAUUAAAACAUUAGUUGCAUCUUUAGUAUUAGUGUCCCUACAAGUUUAGAGGACAAAUCCACCUUGUAUUUAAGACUAUUUGGGAGCAGGAUUCUGGGGAUAUUACACUUUGUCUCCGUAAUGACUUUCUGGCUGAAAAAAACAAACAUUACACUUAAGUAUAGCUCCUUGCAAUUUGUAAUAUGGACUUGAUAGAAAAAGGGUUUGUGCUUCUUAUUAGGACCAUAACAGAACACCUGGUUGGAAAUAAAGGAAAUCACAAACUCAACAGGCCACAAAACUAAAUAUACACUGGAAUAAUGUGCUUUACAAUUUGUGUCUACAGCCACAUUAACUGGAAUAAACACUUACGUAUUUUGCUGAA
Messenger RNA from Platichthys flesus (European flounder), 4881 nucleotides. Its product is annotated as homer protein homolog 3-like. Lineage: Eukaryota; Metazoa; Chordata; Actinopteri; Pleuronectiformes; Pleuronectidae. Bases 634 to 1734 code for a protein of 366 amino acids. Gene Ontology annotation, molecular function: G protein-coupled glutamate receptor binding. The record is from RefSeq and is a predicted model, not a curated record. Gene Ontology annotation, cellular component: plasma membrane; cytoplasm; dendrite. The transcript has 11 exons. Gene Ontology annotation, biological process: G protein-coupled glutamate receptor signaling pathway; regulation of store-operated calcium entry.